This is a messenger RNA of Capsaspora owczarzaki ATCC 30864, 3562 nucleotides long. RefSeq lists its product as hypothetical. NCBI's taxonomy places the organism in Eukaryota, Filasterea, Ministeriida, Capsasporidae. Gene Ontology annotation, molecular function: catalytic activity. The record is from RefSeq and is a predicted model, not a curated record. Gene Ontology annotation, biological process: GPI anchor biosynthetic process. The coding region runs from base 49 to 3513 and encodes 1154 amino acids. The transcript has 3 exons.
CCCGCCCCGGCUGCUGCUCGCCCUGCCCGAUACGCGAGCACUUCCAAAAUGGCGCAGUCUCAGUCGAGCGCCGCCUCCGCAUGGGCCCCGUCGCCUUUACCAGGGCGAGGAUCCCCUUCGGCCACGUCCUCGUCCUCGUCCUCCACUCCGCCGCACGUGCUGGGCAUCUUUGCUGCGUUCACGACACUGUUUGCAUGUCAGCUGUUCCGAGGCGUCUACAUCCCGAUGGUAUGGUGGUGCUUGCGCGAGUCGCUGCUGUCCGAUCGAAGUCCUCCCGCCCCAGGAAGCAUUCCCGAGCCACCUAUACACGCAAAUGAUACGCACGAAGCUGCCAGCGCGUCGGGCAUGUCGUCGACUGUGGCCGGAGUGGCCGUCAUCCUGUACAUGCUGUUGCCAGCGGUGCUGACGUACUGGCUGCCUGCAACGCUCAUUCGACGCUUUUACAAGGACGCUGUCGGUGGAGGUGCCCUGCUCAAGAACGCAGGCAAUGUGCUAAUCGUUCUCAAGCUGGUUGAGCAGACAUCGACGAACGCCAUGACGGAUUUGCAUGUCGCUCUCGCCGGCUCUGUGCUGGCCUUUGCCAUUUUGGCGGUCGCCCUCUCUCUGGCCGCGAACGAAGGUCCAUCGCACGUGCUACACCAUGGCAUUGGCAUAUUCAUUGGCAUUAUUGCAGACGUUUGGAUUCGGAGCGCCUUCUACUCGCUCGAUUUGUCACACGUCUCUCGAUUUCUCGGGACUGCAAUGGUGGUCGUGCUGUGUGCAGUGUACUUUUAUGUGUGCAAAUCGGUGGACGAGUAUCGCGUAAUGCGAUUGACCGAGCGUCGUGUGGUCGUGCCCACAGCGCUGGCAACGCCCCAUCAGCGCCAUCCGUCAUCACACAUUCAGCAACCAUUACUCCAUCCCCACCAACAGCAGCAUCCCUACCACCAGUCAGGCGAUGCAAGUUCGCGGGCACAUCAACAGCAGCAGCAGCAGCAGCAGCAGCAACUACAACAACAACAACAACAACAACAAGAACACCAGCAACAACAACCACACCAACACUCGCGAUUACACUAUGCGCCCGUCGUAUCGCAUGGCUUGCCUGUUCGACCAGGCGCGAUAGCCAUCAUGCCCACCCCUCAGACUUACAAUGCAGCCAUGUAUGAUCCGGUUGGCAGUGCGUCUGGGCGGUCGUCAGCCGUCGGAUUUCCAAGCGGGGAGCAUGUUGGCAGAACCGAUGAUUCCUCACCUUCGAGCGGGACAGACUCCAGCUCUAGCAGCCUGCCGAUGGCUGGGUCUACAAUAACUGCAGCCACGAGUGCUCGAUUACUGGCAAGUGGGGAUGCAGCCAAUGACGACAACGGUGCAGCAGGCAACGCGAUAGCCUCCGCUAUUGCCGCAAACUCGACUGGUGUCACCAGCUCCGGCGCACCAUGGAUUGGCGCUGCGCUUGGCUCGUUCUUGUUCAUUUCCAGUUCUUGCACCAUGUCGCAAGGAUGGAUUGCGACCACUACCGGACUGGGCAACCGCGCUACAAUGUCCAUUCUGGUGCUGCAAGCGGCGGCCGGUCUUGCGCUCUCGAUCACCUUCCUGCGACGCAUGUCGUUUCGACGCGUCGAGAGCGUGGCAUGGGCGCGCGCGUCUGUAUUGGUACCACUUGCGGCUGCCGUUUUCACCUGGCUGCUGUCGCUUAUGGCGUUCGAGGCCUUGCCCCGAACGGUCAGCUUUUUCGAAGGGACCCUUGACGAACUCACCCCAGAAGUGCUGUUGUACGCACCAGUCCUGGAACGGCUGGUUCUCAGACAGAUACCAGGCGGGGAAGAGCUUGCAACCACGGGCUCGUCUUCUUCCGUUCCGUUGCUUUCGGAAGCUCCCACCACCGGCUCGUCGUCCGCUGCCGUGAUUUUGCUUCUAUUGGCUGCACAAGCCGCCAUCUCUUGCCUGUUCUUGAUGCCGUUCGCGUUUGGCAAGAACUUUUUCGUGCCGUCGGUGAAGAUCCCUCUCCAUUUGGCAACGGGCGAUGUGUCGCUCACCUCGGCCACGCCAACAGUCCGACAACCGUCGCAGCGCGGUGGUAGGCAGUACAUGUCGCCAAGCCUGGCAUCGUCUGCGUCGUCCACGCCAUCGCCGUCGCCGUUGUUCUCAAACUCUCCGUUCAUGUCCUCCAACUCGCCCUUCCAAGCCAACUCAAUGUCGCGCGCCUCACAGCCCAUGGCCACGUCCAUGUAUGGAGGCCGACAGGCGUCCUUGUCGCACGGGGUCCUUUCAAUCACCAUCGGCGAGUCGUUGACGGCCAGCCUGAAUUCAACCCAGUCAUGGCUUGGUCGUUUGACGUCUGGUAUCUCCUUCCUGUGCUGCAACGUUGGAUCGUCCUCCCAGCCGAUGGUUGCGUCAUUGCGGGCAGCUUCAUGCAUGGCUAUGGCCGUCCUGACUUUGACAAUCCUGACGUGUGUCGCGCAUAUGACGAGCAGCAUCAACUCGGUCUUCACGGAAGUCCAUGUCCGUCUCGCGGCAGUAGCGAUCAUUGUGUGUGCCUUUUACGCGUGCAAGCGCGUGCAAACCUCUGGAUCGCUCCUCACGCCGUCGGCCUUGUCUGGCGUGCAACGACUGCCGCUGCAUUUCAUCAGCUUGGUCACGCUCACCACACUGAUGCUCUUCCUGUUGCAAACGCAGGCGGGCACGCAAUCCUUUGGCCUCCAACAACAUCUUGAUCAGCACGGCAACACGGUGCACAACCACAACGACGAGCAAUUUGCGCGCCCGUCUGCCUCGCUGCUCCAGUCCCGAAUCCUUCGAGUGGCCUCGCUCAACACACAUAUGGGUAUUUCCGCCAACUACCAGGUGCAGCUGGACGGCAUAGUCACUGCACUGCUGGCCGAAGAUGUCGACGUUCUGGGGUGCCAAGAGUUUUCGCGCGGUUUGCUGAUGGCUGGAGGCAUUGACAUGUUGGCCUGGCUAUCCGCGCGCUUGGAUAUGCCGUACGUGACCUACAACCCCACCUAUGACACCUCUGGUGGCGAUAUCUUGCUGAGCAAGUUCCCGUUCAUCGCCAGCGGUCGUGUCGCCUUACCCAGUGGCGUCUCGCAGCAGUCAAGGCGUGGCAUGAUCUGGGCCGCCCUCUCAAUACCGGGCACCACCAAACCCGUGACACUCGUCACGACGCACUUGCAUCACGCUGAGCGAGACCAUGAAACUCGCAUUGCUCAGCUCGAUGCCAUCAUUUCGGCAGUGUCCAGCAUUCCCCUCCCCGAUUCUGCCCAGCCUCCUGAAAUUCGACGUGUAGUGGUGUUUGGCGACUUGAAUAGCGUGCCAGGAGGGCCAGAGGCGGAGUUGGCGCAGAGCCGAGGGCUCGUGGACAGCUGGCCGGAACUCGAGCAGGCUCAGGGCUACACUUUUCACUCGCGCAACCCGACCCAACGGUUUGACUGGCUACUGCAUUCGCGCGACGUGACUUGCAAGUCUAUUUCGGUGCUCGAUCUCACCGUUUCUGAUCACAAACCGGUCGUUGCUUCUUUUGAAUUUGAAGAGUAGCCCGGCCAACCCCAUGCAGACAGUGUGGUUUUUCUUGUUUGAAUUAUAC